Molecule: messenger RNA, 996 nt
Organism: Dracunculus medinensis (Guinea worm)
Lineage: Eukaryota; Metazoa; Nematoda; Chromadorea; Rhabditida; Dracunculidae
Source: the annotation of a GenBank genome assembly
AUGAAGGCACUCAGUUUAUCAAGUUCUCGCAUUGAUCGUUUGCAUCCACGCUCGUCAUGCAGACAUUUGCAUGGAAUGAAUCGAAAGCAGAUGCGAUUCUGCCGAAGAAAUAUAGAACAAAUGGAUAGCAUUCGAGCCGGAGCACGAAUCGCAUAUAAUGAAUGCCAGUUUCAGUUCCAUACUAGAAGGUGGAAUUGCACCUUUAUCAAUUCGACAACUAACGAAGUUUAUGGCGAUUUUAUACUGCGAGAGGGAACAAGGGAAGCUGCUUUUGUCCACGCAAUAUCUGCUGCUGGUGUCGCGUAUCGAGUAACUAGGGAUUGUUCGAAAGGUUUGAUAGAUAAAUGCGGUUGUGAUCAAAGUGUAUUGCAUAAACGAGAUGAUCAAUUCAGCUGGAAUGGAUGUUCGGACAAUGUUCGUUAUGGGAUUGCUGUCUCCAGAGCAUUCGUCGAUUCUAGUGAAAAAGGUAGAAACCAAACUAUGCAACGACGAAUUAUGAAUCUGCAUAACAAUAACGCUGGAAGACAAGUGCUUGAAUCGAAUAUGAGAAAAGAAUGCAAAUGUCACGGAUUAAGCGGCUCAUGCGAUAUGAAAACAUGUUGGGAAUCUAUGCCGACAUUUAGGGAAGUUGGCUUAAUAAUCAAAGAUAAGUUUGAUGGUGCAACGGAAGUUGAUAUCAUCGAUGAAGAAAAUAAACUUGUGAUGAAUAGGAAAAAUGUUCAAUUCAAGAGGCAUACCAAAGCUGAUCUCGUUUAUUUGGAUCCCUCACCGAAUUAUUGCGAGCCCGAUCCAGAAAGUGGUGUUCUCGGUACACAUGGCCGUCUGUGCAAUGUUUCGUCAUAUGGCAUCGAUGGUUGCGAAUUGCUUUGCUGCUAUCGAGGAUACGAAAUACAUGUACGAAAGAUCACUGAUCGUUGCAACUGUAAAUUUUAUUAUUGUUGCCGAGUAGAAUGCGAACAAUGUACCAAGAUUGUUGAGGAUAAUAUCUGCAAAUAA